AUGCCUCACGCCGACUCUUCCUACUUUGCGCCAGGCUCGUCAAAAGCCGACGUAUAUGAAAUGCUUCUAUUGCAAACACAAGGUCUCCUCGACGGCCAGCGCAAUUGGGUUAGCAACCUCUCCAAUGUCGCAUCUCUCCUCUGGCACGCCUACGCCUCCCUCCCCGCCCCCUCUUCAUCCGUAAACUGGGCCGGUUUCUACAUCCGUGACGAUAAAUUUCCCACUCUCGCUUCGCCUAUCUCCUCGCCCCCAUUGUCUGGUGCAGCCGGCACCCGCAACGUCACUAUUUCCACCACAUACACCACUUCGGAAAACCAACUUCUCCUCCUAGGACCAUUCCACGGCAAGCCCGCUUGCCAGGAGAUUCGCUUCGGCAAGGGCGUUUGCGGUACCGCUGCUGCUAAGCAGGAGACUGUUGUUGUGCCCGACGUCGAGGAAUUCCCAGGACACAUUGCAUGCGACGCGGAGAGCCGCAGUGAGAUCGUUGUGCCGAUUCUAGUGAACGGAGAGACCGUCGCUAUUAUUGACAUUGACUGCACCGAGCCCAACGGUUUCGAUGACGAAGACAAGACAUACCUCGAGAAAUUGGCAAACUUCCUGGCUGAUAACUGCGACUGGUAG
Molecule: messenger RNA, 621 nt
Organism: Penicillium soppii
Lineage: Eukaryota; Fungi; Ascomycota; Eurotiomycetes; Eurotiales; Aspergillaceae
Product: GAF domain-containing protein
Exons: 4
Coding region: 1-621 (206 amino acids)
Cellular component (GO): cytosol
Molecular function (GO): L-methionine (R)-S-oxide reductase activity; protein binding
Source: RefSeq, a predicted model, not a curated record